CUAGAGAUGUUCAGGCAUUAGCACAGCGAGGAAGGCUGGAGCCCUCUUUAGCGUUUCCAACACUUCAUAAAUUUCAGAGAGAUUUAGGGCAAGGAGCCAGAUGUUCAGGGAGAAAUUCUGAACACUAAAAGACAAGUGGAAAUAUUUUUUUUUUUUUGGUAGUGUGUAUUUUUUCCCAUUAGUUGCAAGGCUAUAUUUAGAAGAGGGGGGGGAGACAGAGAGCGCACAAGAGAGAUUAGGCAUUUCUUCAUGUUCUGUAGUCACUCCAGUUGUUCUGCUUGUAGGAACAGAUGUCUCUUUCCUGGGGUGAUAGCAGUCAGGUCCACGAGGAAAUUUUCUUACCAGCAGCUCCUCUAACGUAGAAGGGAGAUCGGGCCAGAGCUUGCUGAGAAGGCAAUGACCAUGCCGACCUCCUCCACCCAACUGCCAGCUCUUGGCCAUAUCAAUGCCACCCAGCAACCCAACUCCAGCAUCUACUUGUUCUCCAUGUUCAUCCACCCUGACAAAGACCUGUACAGAGAAUUUUACAGCCUAUCGAUUGCCCUGAUGGUGGUCAAUGCCAUCAUUUUCCUGGUGGGUGUCGUGCUGAACAGCUUGGCACUGUAUGUAUUCUGCUUCCGUACCAAGACAAAAACCACCUCUGUUAUUUACACCAUCAACUUGAUUGUUACUGAUCUCUUGGUGGGCUUCUCCUUGCCCGUCCGGCUCAUCAUGUUCUACAGUGCAGGGGACUGCCUGCAUUGUUCUUUGGUUCAUAUCUUUGGCUACUUUGUCAACAUGUACUGUAGCAUACUCUUCUUGACCUGCAUCUGUGUUGACCGCUACCUGGCGAUCGUACAGGUGGAGGCCUCACGUAAAUGGAGGAACCCCACCUGUGCCAAGGGGAUCUGUGUCUUCAUCUGGAUCUUUGCUACCGUAGUGACUUUCUCCAUCCUCACCACGGCAAUACAGUUUGCCCAGUGCUGCCUCUCCAAGAUUCUGGUCCUGAUGGUCUGUGAGUACUUCUUCCCCCUCAUCAUAAUCAUCUUCUUCACUGCCAGGAUUAUGUGUGCUCUCUCCAAGCCCAGCCUCAUGCACCAGAGCCGGGAGAGGAGAAUGAGGGCUGUGCAACUCCUUAUCACUGUCCUCAUUAUCUUCAUGAUCUGUUUCACUCCUUUCCAUGUGCGACAGGUAGCCAUCUCCAUCAACUCCAACAUGUCCCAUAAAGUCAGCCUCCUCGUCUACCACGUGACGGUGACUCUGAGCAGCCUCAACAGCUGCAUGGACCCUAUUGUCUACUGCUUUGUCACCAACAACUUCCAGUCAACCAUGAAAAACAUCUUCAGGAAAACCGAGCCAGAGCAAGCCAACGUGGACAUUCUGGCCACAAACAAGAACUCCAAGGGUUCCAACGCAAUCAUCGCAUUCUCCAACACAAUAGGAAGCCCUGUGAGCUUGCCGUCACCAAGCAGUGUCCAGAUCUAACCUACUUCCAAGGGGACUUGCUGCAGGAAGCCGGCGUAAUGAUGCUGGAACAUUGCUAGGGUGCAUUGUACCAUUGCCUGACAUCUUUUUUUAGGGUGAGGUUCAGAAUGACCGUGGCGGAAUUUAUUCCUCAGAAACAUUGUGGUCUGUUUGCAAAAUAGAACUUGCAGUGUGGUUAGUACCAAUACAAAAGAGAGAUUAUUAAUUACUGUUCCCAACAGGAAUGUUUUCUUUGUAUUUUAAUACAGACAUUUUGCUAGCAACG
Cygnus olor (mute swan) is the source of this 1729-nucleotide messenger RNA. RefSeq names its product G protein-coupled receptor 20 (gene GPR20). Gene Ontology annotation, molecular function: G protein-coupled receptor activity. Bases 397 to 1464 code for a protein of 355 amino acids. The transcript has 2 exons. Gene Ontology annotation, biological process: positive regulation of Rho protein signal transduction; phospholipase C-activating G protein-coupled receptor signaling pathway. NCBI's taxonomy places the organism in Eukaryota, Metazoa, Chordata, Aves, Anseriformes, Anatidae. The record is from RefSeq and is a predicted model, not a curated record. Gene Ontology annotation, cellular component: membrane.